CCAAUUAUUUUACCCAUCUUAUUAUAUAUAUCAUAUAUGUAUGUAGAGUCUCCCAUCCAAAGUAGAAACUAGAAGCUACAAAACCAAGAAUACAUCCCUUUUUUCUCUCUCAAAAUAUCUUUCUGAAGAAGGCAUAGCAACAAUGUACCAAGCACUUCCCUACAAGACAUGGCACGCAACAAAUUUAUUCCCUGCAUCACCACCCUUGAACAACCUUUUUACAAGCUCAUCGAAUCGAACUGUGGCAAAGAGAAGAGAUAAUACCAACAUGAAAAAUUUAGUUGAUGAGAAUGCAGUGAUAAUAUUUGGAAGACGUGGUUGUUGCAUGAGCCAUGUAGUCAGGCGUUUGCUCCUUGGCCUUGGAGUCAACCCUACUGUAUAUGAUGUUGAUGAGCAAGACGAGCAAUCGGUCUUCGAUGAACUCAAUAAAAUGAGCCCCACAGGUAACGGCGUCAACAACUGUCCGGUGACUUUUCCGACGGUGUUUAUUGGUGGCCGGUGGUUUGGGGAUUUGGAUAGGAUUAUAGCUACACAUAUUACCGGCGAGCUGACUCCAAUUCUUAAAGAUGCAGGUGCCUUGUGGCUCUGAAUAAGAAUCCCUUUUUUUUUGUCUUUUUUUCAUUUUCGGUGUUCUCAACAUAAAUUUUUAGGGUCUAUCUUCUACUUCUCUUCUAAUUAGAGUUUAUUAUAGAAAUCUAUCUCGGAAAUCUCAAUUAGGGACAAUCCAAAGAGAUUACAAAAGUAAACCUUUGAUAAAUACUGAUGUAAUCUUAUAAUUCUGGUCUCACA
Beta vulgaris subsp. vulgaris (sugar beet) is the source of this 789-nucleotide messenger RNA. RefSeq names its product glutaredoxin-C9. The record is from RefSeq and is a predicted model, not a curated record. The transcript has a single exon. Bases 143 to 589 code for a protein of 148 amino acids. NCBI's taxonomy places the organism in Eukaryota, Viridiplantae, Streptophyta, Magnoliopsida, Caryophyllales, Amaranthaceae.